CUUUAACACACGGGAGCCCGACUCUUCCUCAGCAUCGGGCUUGUUAUACGGGAGGUGCGUGGACGGACACAUUGCAUCAUAUCAAGAACCGGACAAAGAGAAACUGGGUGAAAAGGUGACGUGGAUUGUUUCCUGUCUCAGGUAAGAAUGCCCUCCGUUCCUGUCAAGGCUGAGAACGACAGCUCCGCUGGCUCCUGCCCAGUGUCUGCUCAGUCCCACCAGGGCGCGGUGAACGGAGACGACAGCACCGUGGAGAUGAAGUGGAUUCGCCCCGAUACCCCCAGCAAGUGCACCUGGAGGCUGGGAGCCCCUCCCACUGAGUCCCCGCACCUCCACCUUGAGCUAACAAAACCUCCUGGCAUCAUGCCGAACAUCCUGAUGAAUAUCGGCAACACCCCACUAGUACGAAUCAACAAGAUCGCAAAGGCCUACGGGAUCAAGUGUGAAGUGUUGGCUAAGUGUGAGUUCUUCAAUGCUGGCGGCAGCGUCAAAGACCGGAUCAGCCUGCGUAUGGUGGAGGACGCGGAGAAGGCUGGGAUUCUGAAGCCAGGUGACACCAUCAUUGAGCCAACAUCGGGAAACACUGAAACCACAGGAAUCGGACUGGCGCUGGCUGCGGCUGUCAAAGGCUAUCGUUGUAUCAUCGUGAUGCCUGAAAAAAUGAGCAUGGAAAAGGUGGACGUUCUCAGAGCCCUGGGGGCCGAGAUUGUAAGGACUCCCACCAGCGCUCGUUUCGACUCCCCGGAGUCACACGUUGGAGUGUCCUGGAGACUCAAGAACGAAAUUCCCAACUCCCACAUCCUGGACCAGUACCGCAAUCCCAGCAACCCCCUGGCCCACUAUGACUCCACGGCGGAAGAGAUUCUGCAGCAGUGUGACGGUAAAGUGGACAUGCUGGUGGCUGGGGCUGGCACAGGUGGCACCAUCACUGGCAUUGCCCGCAAGCUGAAGGAGAAGUGCCCUGGGUGUAAGAUUAUCGGAGUGGACCCCGAAGGCUCUAUCCUUUCUCAGCCAGACGAGCUGAACAAGACGGACAAGACGACGUACGAGGUCGAGGGCAUCGGCUACGACUUCAUUCCCACAGUGCUGGACCGCGAGGUUGUGGAUGACUGGUAUAAAUCCAACGAUGAAGAAUCCUUCAACAUGUCUCGUCUUCUGAUCAAAGAAGAAGGAUUGCUCUGUGGAGGCAGCUCGGGCUCCGCCAUGGCCGCAGCGAUGAAGGCAGCCAAGGAGCUUGAGGAAGGACAGCGCUGUGUCGUCAUCCUGCCAGACUCCAUCCGCAACUACAUGUCCAAGUUCCUGAGUGACAAGUGGAUGUUUCAGAAAGGAUUCCUCACAGAGGACAGCAUGGUGACAAAGCCCUGGUGGUGGAAUAUGAAAAUCCAGGAGCUGAACCUGAGUGCACCACUGACUGUGCUGCCUACUGUCACAUGUCAGAAAACCAUUGAAAUCCUGAAGGAGAAGGGCUUUGAUCAGGCUCCUGUUGUCAAUGAAUCAGGGCUAAUUCUGGGGAUGGUCACCCUGGGGAAUAUGUUGUCCUCAGUGCUUGCAGGCAAGGUCCAACUGUUUGAUCCAGUCAACAAAGUCCUGUACAAACAGUUCAAACAGAUUCACCUGAAUGACAACCUGGGCAAACUGUCCCGGAUCCUAGAGAUCGACCACUUCGCUCUUGUUGUCCAUGAACAGAUUCAGUACCUGUCAGACGGUUCUCCCUGCCUGAAGCAGAUGGUGUUUGGCGUUGUGACUGCCAUUGACCUCCUCAACUUCGUCACUGCCAAAGAGAAGAAACAAGGCGAGAACUGAGAGGUGCCUUCCUGGUCCAUCCCUGUAAAAGCAGGACACAACAUUGAAUGUAGCAAACUCUUACAUUUUCUUCAAAAUCAGACUCCAUCAUAGUAUAAUGACUUGCCAUUAACAGCAACUGUCAAUUCUGAAACAAAGGCAAUGAUAAUUUGAAUUUGGAAGUGUCCUUAGGAAAAAGAAAAAAGGUUGUUAGGUUUUCUAAUUUUUUAAAUGUUUUGUGGUUCCCUGGCAGACAAAAUCCAGCUUACCCUCAGAUUAGUUUAAAUCCUGAAAUAUACAUGCAUCAUAUUUUCAUGUUUCUUUUGUAAGCAGCAAAAUAUUUUCAAUAUGAUUAUUUACACAUUUGCAGCCUUUUAAAAGAUUAUCUAUCAAAUCUUACACUUGGGCUCCUGAAUGGCUCAGUCAUAAUGCUGAGAGAUCUGGAUUGUAUUAUUAAAUUAUCCUACUGUGACCAGGAAUCAGGGGGGUUUAGCGAUUGAUGGAGCACUGCUGAGGUUGAGUCGCUUUGUAUUGGGCUGUAAGGACUGAAGAGUGCCCCCUGCCAGACAUCUGUGAAACUGCAGUUGUCUUGCAUCCAGUGGUUGCAGUUUUCCAUGUUUUCCACACCUGCCCUUGGUGAGCACAAGGGCUCUCGGUGAAUAGGAUUAAAACUUGGGAGGUGUAAAAAUAAUUGUUGAUGCUAAAUUUGGGAAAAAAUGAGGAAGAUGGAAAUUUGUUGACUGGUUCCUAGUAGUAUUCCAAGUUCAUCCAGGUGGAUGCUGCACAUUGGUGGUGGUGGAAGGGGAGUCCCCAUUGCUAUAAAAAUAUAAGCAAUUAUUAUUAUUAUUAUUCCGCUUGUAUCUUGAAGCGUGGAUUUUGAACUGCUCCUCCGAAGAAGAGCAGUUUAUCUGAUAAGCAGUUGGUAUUUCUGCCACUCUAUGAAUGUUCAAAUAUUGACGUGCAAAGACUCUGUAAAUUAGAAGAAAUCACAUUCCUGUACAUGCAGCUACAAUGCCCUGGAGUGCUUGCUGCUGGAUAACUCGGCCGCUAUAACAUACCUUUUUAAAUCUGGCGCAUUCAGAGCCAGCAUGGUGGCGCAGUGGUUAGCAAUUCUGCCUCAAUGUGCUGGAGCCUGGGUUCACUUCUGGACUUGAGGUGCCAUCUGUGUGGACUUUGUAUGUCCUCCACAUGUUUGUGUGGGUUUGCUCUGGUUAUUCUGGUUUCAUCUCACAGUCCAAAGACGUGUUGGUAAAUUAAUUUACUUCUGAGACAACUGGGCCAGAUGUGUGUUCGUGUCCUGUGAUGGGCUGGUGCCCCAUCUGGGGCCUGCCUUGUCUUGUACCCACUGCUUGUUGGGAUGGCCUCCAGCUCCCCCGUGACCCAGAAUUGGAUGAAGCAGUUAGGAGAUGGAUGGAUGUUCAGAGCACCCUACCAGCCCUCCCUUUCAGAAAACAAGUGCAAAUGACACGAAAGAGAAGCGGUCUUUCAUGCAGUCACAUCACAGUCCAGGUUGACUUGCUUUUCCCAGGAUCCCACCUGCCACCGUAGGGGGUGGAAUCUACACACUAUACUCUUUAAUUUUUGUAUUUAUAAAUACAAAAAAACCUUAAUGAGCAAGUUUGGGAUGUUUUCAUUUGGCUGGAUGAGUCUGCGCAGUGACUGUUAAUGUACAAGGACAUUGAGACACUGGCAAUGGAUGUGCCAAGACUGCUCACUCCCAGACACACCUGGUGAUUCUCCCAGAGGAGCCAGAGGUUGUUUAACCCCGUGCUUUUACAGACUCAAAAACCCCUCCCCCUUGCUUGCACUGGCAAUAUGUAAAUACUUUAUUACCGGUUGGUCCAUAAAUAAUGCACAAGGGAGGAGCUAUACCAUGUGCUUGACAUGGCAGUGCCUGAAGGUCAGCCUGUGGAUACAUAGUAAUAAACCCACACAACAGUCAGUAGAAAUACAGGGAGAAAAAUACAGCAGGCAUAGGGCAUCUUGAAACAGAGCAUUUCCUAGAAGAACUGCAGUAAACUAUUUUAUACCGAAAAUACAGUAGUAUUGUUUCCAAUUCCUUUUGCGUGAAGGAAAUGACUGACCCUGGAGCUGCAUGUUCAGAAAUAAUUGACCCCCUCCAGGGAUGGGUUUAGGGUAGCUGGUGUAUUGGAACACGAAUGCUGAAAUACUGAUGAAUUAGUUUGUCUAAACCCAGUGCCCAAGCAGCAGGGCUUGUAUUGGGGGGUGUUUUCAUGUAUUAAAAUAAAGACGGGAGGUUCAUGAAGUUUAAAAGAUCCUUUUGGAUUUUGUUAUGGUAUGAAACAGGAGUAUGAAACAAGCUACCAGCUGUGUUCUUGAAUCUAAUACUCUGGUUUAUUUCAAGCCAGAUUCCUGGAUCAAUUAGCUGUAAACUACUAACCAGAGUCAAUGGGCAUAAUGGCCUCCUCUCACUUGUAACCUCUUGCUUUUUUCCAUAUUCUAGGUCAAACAUUCUUUACCAUUAUCUGUUUUGAAAACACUGCAAUAAUAACAAUGGCUUCAAAUAAAGUUUGUCUGCUCCCCCAGA
This is a messenger RNA of Lepisosteus oculatus (spotted gar), 4330 nucleotides long. Lineage: Eukaryota; Metazoa; Chordata; Actinopteri; Semionotiformes; Lepisosteidae. The record is from RefSeq and is a predicted model, not a curated record.